Messenger RNA from Pyricularia oryzae 70-15, 2343 nucleotides. RefSeq lists its product as uncharacterized. Gene Ontology annotation, biological process: regulation of transcription by RNA polymerase II. Gene Ontology annotation, molecular function: RNA polymerase II cis-regulatory region sequence-specific DNA binding; DNA-binding transcription factor activity, RNA polymerase II-specific. Lineage: Eukaryota; Fungi; Ascomycota; Sordariomycetes; Magnaporthales; Pyriculariaceae. The transcript has a single exon. The record is from RefSeq and is a predicted model, not a curated record. The coding region runs from base 855 to 2075 and encodes 406 amino acids.
AAUAAUAAUAAAUAUUAAUAAGAUAAGGUACAUACCGCAACUACGGUACCUAUACAUGAGGGUCCCGGAAAUACCAGAUGGUAAUCAAUUACAAAACUUCUCCCAACGUUUGAUGCAUGCGACUUCUGCAACAUUUCUGCCAAUUCUUCGAGCCGCAGGAACAAGAAGAGAAAGACCCCCUCCCACAAACUUGAAAAGCGACAGAGCCCCCCACCGGAAUCCCAUUGUUCAUUCCAAAAACUCGAUUUACUUUCCCUGUUGAUCCUUGAUUUGGUUUAUUUUUGUAAAUUACCGGUCGCCUAUCCGCUUUGACGUCGAACCUACGUGCCUAUACCCGAGAAAAAACAAGAACCCUUGAUAUUUGUUUCCUACCCUACCGCGCUUGGUAUCUCACACGCCCCAAGCUUUCCACCUAUCGACAAUACCAGGGACUUGGACGGAGAUACCCAGCUAUCGACAACUUUUUGUCCUUUCUGCAGCAAGCCUGGGGGCCAAGUAUUUGCGUUGCACCCUCCAGGGUCGCACCCUGGAAACCCACCCGAGCCUGCCUGGCAUGCGGACAGAAAACAAGUCUCCAGGUACUGUCCGGACACCUGCCUCAUUGAACCUCUGUGCCAUUCGCAGCUGUGGGAGCUUUUAGGUUUUACCCCCCCAGCGCGCACCGGCUUCAUAAUUCAACACUGCUUCACAGGCAGCCCCACGGUCAUGUAAAUUCGAUCCCUCUGGCCACAGUUAGUAUCUUAGCAUUGCACACGGCAUCAAACACCGGCUCCGCGCAACACAAACCGCAGACCGUCGCGAUCGCCAAACUCGACAAAUACUCGCCACUUGAGGAAGAGCCAGGAGUCGCAUUAAUGAAAUCUCGCAGCUUCCCCGAUGAUAGCCUGCCCGACAUGGACGCUGGGCUGCAACCUUAUCCCAACACUCUUCCUGCAACCUUCGGACCUACCAAUGUGACACAAGGAAUGCCUUUUCAUCCGUCAUUUGAGGACAGUACAGGCCUUGUCGACUCUGGGAUAAGGCAGACUCAGGUCCAAGGGGACGAUCCCUAUCCUACUGUCUUCCUCGAAGAGCAGGCCAUGGCCCAGCAGGGGAUGGCAAACGCAACCGCCGGCGGAUUGGGCUACGGGAUGAACCCGUAUACCAUCGCGCCUCCGGCACCGCUUGUGACCGCGGUCGACCCAGGGCUCCUCGCCGCAGCGUCUGGAGAGAAACCAUCCAUCUCUCGGGUACCGUCCCUGACCACUACAAACUCGAGUGGAAGUAAUGCGAGCCGCAUACCGAAAACAGGAAGGCCACAGAGCAAAUCCUCCCGCUCAAGGUCUUCCAGAUCCAUCUCGUUUGGUGCAACAGAUUCGCCCGUUGCAGAUCCUCCGGCGAAGAAGAAAAAGCGCACCCAAAGCAAUGCGACGGUUGGAUCGUCCGCGACAAGAACAGUCAGGUCUAGAAAGACGUCUCCGGACGUCGAUGGAGAUGAUGACGGCAAGCGCAGUACGGUGCUUGAGCGGAAUAGGGUUGCGGCGCUCAAGUGUCGAAAGAAGAAGAAGGAGUUCGUCCAAGAUUUGGAGGAACAGUGCGUCGAGCUUGAAACGACAAAUCACGCGCUCCACACGGAAGCUCAGGUGUUGAUGAAUGAGUUAAACAGCAUGAAGAACCACCUGAUGGACCACGCGUCUUGUAAGGAUCCCCGGAUCGACAACUGGCUCGAGUUCGAAACUCAACGUUUCGUUCGGGAAAGCAAGGAGCGCGCCAUGCGAGAGCAGGGUGGCGUAGGUGGUGGGUUGACCUAUGAGAAGCUUAUAGAAUCGGUCGCGCCUACCACGGCGACUGCUUCGUCACAUCGAAGCUCAUUAUCCGAAAGUAUGAUGGCGGCUUCGAGACGAUCGAGGCAAGGAAGUGCCGGUUCAUCUCAGACGGCCGGGAUGCCGGUAAGAUGUCGAUCAUCGCAUUCAAUAUCCGAGAGCGCAUGGAACUCGCCCAUGGAACUCCCGGUCUAUGCCAUCGGUUCCGCCCAAACUUCUCCCACAGUGCCCCCCUUCAACACAAUGAAUCCUCUAGAAAACGAAGAAGGUUAGGAUCUCUUUUUUGAUAUGGAAAACACAGGUGGGUGGGAAUGUUCCGUAUGACGGACGGCAAAUUUUGUCAUCUUGUGUGUCGCGCGGUCGGCAUGAGCAUGAGUCAACCUGCCAAGUAAUCCUCCACUCGGAUUGUCUUGGGUGCAUGCUGCCUUUGUAUGCUUGAGAUUUCAUCUCACGACAGCGCUGAAUGCUGCAACGGGCAAACCCCCCCCCCCCCCCCAGAGGGGAGGUCACCUCGGCGGUCGCCUCAUAUUUUAUCUUUUGU